AGGAAGUCCCGGUCCAGUUGUUCAGACUGAGCAUCAGAGCCGGUGCUGCCUGUUAAUAACUAAGCGGCACCUGCAGGAUGCAGCCCGUCUCCGGGCUCUCCAGCUCCGCACCCGAUUGGACAGCGACCGCGCCGCGUCAGCAGCAUCAGCGCGGCUCAGCCAAUCAGAGCGCAGCAGGUUAACGCAAACAUCCCUGAUGCUGCCGCUGUGUAGUAGCAACCCCAGAAACAAGCACUGCUGGUCUGAUCCGCGUGGAUUCACUCCACGAAGAUUAAAGCAGAUUAAUUGAGCUGAUUUAAAAUGUUCCCGCAGUGAUUGUGACCUUUUAAGAGGCGCUGAUUGAAUCGGGAGGAAGAUGGAGGCUCGAUCGAUUAUUGGAGAAAGUACUGAUGCGAUAGUGGUGGAUGAUUCUCCGACUGAAGAGAAGGAAAUUCAGCAGACUGCCCAGAGUUGCAUCCCGGUGGUUUCUCUGUGCCCCCCCGACGGCUCCGUUGAGGCCCAGCUGACUGUCAUCCCCUCUGCAGAGGAGCUGUGUGACAGCUGCAGCAGCCUGGGAAAACCCUCCUCCUCCUUCCAGCUCUACCAUCAGGUCCCGCAGCGUCUUCAGACUGGAGCCUGCCAUUCGCCGUGCCACCUUAAAUGCCCCCACUGCAGCCGUCACGGACCAGUCAAAGCCCGCUGCUGCCAUUUGAACGCAGCGUGUCCUCAUGCGGACGGAGGGCUGGCGGUGAAACCCGGACACAGCUGUGGUUCUGACCAGCAGGGGUCCUGCCACGGGUCGGCCAGGUGCCACUGGCUGCACGGGCCGAAAGAGACCAGAACCAAACCGAAGCAGCGGCAGGUGGUGUCAGUAAGGACUGGGGGAUUUUACUUCAUAAUUAGAAAGUAUUCCCAGCUGUUGGUGGACCGACCGUUACUGGUGCUGCUGGUUUGUGCCGUCCUGCUGCUGGGAUUGUCACUGGCUGGACUCUUCAUUGGGUCUCUGCCAGACUUCUCUGAUCCGCUUCUGGGUUUCCAGCCGCGGGGAACGUACAUCGGCGUUCGGCUGUCCAGCUUGUCCAGGCUGCAGCAGGAAACCGGCCCGGGGAAAACUCUUUCUGCUGAGCCACCGCAGCUCAGCAAGAGCUUUGCCAAGGCCGGCGCUGUCAGCAGAGACAGUAAUGGCAGUCAGCUCGCCUCCAGAGGUCGUCGUAUUAAGAGGAUGCUGGCCGCUGACUUUUCUCUGGACACUUUCCUCUGUGAUGCUCCAGGCCAGCGCUACGCCCAGCUGGUGUUUCGAUCCGAAAACUCAGCCAGUCUCUGGAGCCUGAAGGCCAUCCACGCCAUGUGUGAGAUGGAGCAAUCCAGGAUUCGGUCCCAGGCUCAGUUCCAGGACCUGUGCCAGCAGCCUGAGAGCGUGGAAGCGGAGGGAGCGCCGAGAGGCGGCUGCUGUCCAAGCUGGUCCUUGGGGAACUACUUGGCGGUUCUCUCCAAUGCCUCCUGCUGCCUCAGCCUUACCUCACAACAGGUCUCAGAGUCUUUGAAACUUCUCCGGAAAUGUGCUCCAUCCUACCACCGAGGAGAUCUGACCUCGGCCUGCGCAGAGAGACCCAUGCAUGGCGGCUGCUCCUCCGUUCCCUCGCGCUGUAAACAAUCCCGCGUUGUGUUCCAGAUCCUGCACUUCCUCGUUGACAAAGACUUUCUCGGCCCCCAGACUGUUGAAUACCAAAUACCGACACUAAAGUACAGCCUUCUGUUCUUACCCGUCCAGAAAGGAGAGCACAUGAUGGAGAUCUACAUGAACAGCCUUGAAGGAAGAGAUCUGACGUACAAUAACACGACCAUAACCGGGAUAGACUUUGGUAUCAAGAAGACGCUGUUCAGAUAUUACUUGGCGAGAGAUUCGGUGUUCCCGGUCCUCGCUGUUUUAUCCCUCUUGCUCACCAUGGUUUUAUAUCUCCAGUCCUUCUUCAUUGUAGCAUUAUCUGUUCUAGCAAUCACAGCCUCACUCCUGACCUCGUAUUUCUUCUAUAAAGUAGCUUUUCACCUGACUUUCUUCCCCAUGGUGAAUCUGGCAGCAGCUCUGAUUCUCUUAGGAAGUUGCUCCAAUCAGGUUUUUAUCUUUACAGAUUUCUGGAAUCUGCAGCUAACGCUAAACCCUUCAGCCUCCCUGGAGAAGAGAGUAAACAGAGCCUUACAGGAAAUAGGCUAUAUUAUCUUAGCUUCAGGCUGGACCUCCAGUGCAGCUUUUUUCUCCGGUUAUCUCAGCAGCAUCUCAGCAAUUAGAUGUUUCUCUAUUUAUCUGGGGACUGCUUCCUUAAUCAGCUGUGUGCUGGCGUUAGUGUGGCUGCCGUGCUCUUUCAUCUUGCUUGAGCGCUCCAGGAAGGCGCCCGCUGCGUCUGUAGUGGUGCAAACAUGGAAGCCCCACUGCUCCAAAAACCUGGGUGACUUCUGGGUAACGAGUUCUCGUAAGAGGUGCAUCUUCAGCAUGAUUCAGAAGCUGAGAGAGCUGAAAAGAGGCCUGUCAGACACCUCAAACCUGCUGUUUCUGAAGAUCCUACCCUGUGGGGUCGUGAAGUUUCGCUACAUCUGGGUGUGCUGGUUUGCAGUUCUUGCGGCCGGGGGCACGUACAUGUCCUGCGUUGACCCGGGCAUGAGGUUACCCACUCUGGACAGCUGGGUCGCCCAGCUGUUCCGCUCCAGCCACCCUUUUGAGAGAUACGACGCAGAGUACCGCCACAUGUUUAUGUUUGAGAGGCAGAGGAAUGGGGAGGACAAACCCGUCACUGUUCUGCUCGUUUGGGGCAUCAAACCGACUGAUAAUGGAGAUCACUUUAACCCACAGAGUAACGGCUCCCUGGUUUUUGACCCGGACUUUAACAUGAGCAGGCCGGACGCUCAGGUCUGGCUGAGAGAUCUGUGUGCAAGGGUCCAGAACCAAAGCUUUUAUUCUGCUCCAACACCAGAAAAUAAAGAUGUCAUGGCGGAUAACGUCUGCCUUGUGGAGCAGCUGGUGCGCUGGGUAUCUGUCAGGCGGUGCUCAGGAACCAGUGAUGCCCUUCAUCUCUGCUGUAGCAACAUCCUCUUCCCUUUCCCUCCCAGCGUCUUUGAAAGCUGCCUGAAUAUGAUGCUAGCAGAGAAACACGCCGAGAGCCAUGCGCCUCGUAGUGGAGGCCUGUACUUCCUGCCAAACGGCACGGCAGCUGCCCUCGUUCUGGAGUUCCAGACCACCUAUCUCUACAGCUUCAACUUUAGCAGAACCAGUGGUUUUUACAGGGAAAUCCUGACAUGGUUCAACAAAGAGAUGUCAGGAGCCCCACAAGGGCUGGAGAACGGCUGGUUCAUCAGCCAGCUGUCUCUGUUCGAUCUACAACAGUCUCUAAGUUCUGAGACUCUGGUGGUCGCUGGGGUCUCUGUCGCUCUCACGUUUCUUCUCCUGCUGCUAACCACCUGGAAUAUCCCACUUAGCUUAUAUGCAACUGUUGCUGUAGGAGGAAGUGUGUUCGUCACUGUUGGACUCCUCGUCCUGCUUGAGUGGCAGCUCAGUGGCGUCGAGGCCCUGCUUAUAUCCUCUGCCGCAGGGCUUUCUGUUGACUUUGUAGCCAACUUUUCCAUUUCCUACAGCUUAGCUCCUCAUUCGGACAAGAUAGGAAAAGUGGCUCACUCCACUAAAAGAAUGGGAUGCCCUGUAGCAAUAGUUUCCGGUGCAUUUUUCUUCAUGGGCAUUGUCAUGCUACCAGCCACUGCCUUACACUUUAGAAAAAUAGGGAUUUUCCUGUUUCUGGUGAAAUGUGUGGCGUGUGGAUUUGCUACCUUCUUUUUUCAGUCCCUGUGCUGCUUUUGCGGGCCACAGAGAAACUGCGGAAGAAUCACGCUGCCGUGUUGCUCGGAGGACACAGACGGUGUGCUGACCUCCUGCUCCGAGCCUGGCUCUUCGCCUGCUGCCAAUGGGGCUUUUGGCAGGUCUAGAGGGAGGCGGAGUUAUGACAAAGAGGCAGGUGGUUACCUCUACCCCGACCACCAGCGUCAGCACAGACACAAACAGACCGGAGGAGGAGGUGGUUUGCACAGGGGCGCAGAGCAAUACGAGCUGCAGCCUCUGGCGUAUCGCCUCAGCGACAGCUUCGAAAACAGCACCUGUACCAGCAAGCUGUCCAACCAGCCCUCUGUGCUCUCAGAUGAAAUUGAGUUUUGUGGGGUAGAGGUGAGCAAGAAGGAUUUGGAUCCAGCCCAGCCAGCCCUUCAAACCUCGUCCCCUUACAGAAAAAAUACCCUCCGCCAAGCAGGCCAGGUGCAAGAAGAUGUAGCUACUGGAAAUCUGCUGUGCAAAACCUGCAGGGGUCAAUCAGUUGUGGGGAAGCAAUGGAGCAAUACGUCUUACUCCUCAUCAUCGAGCAUAGAGGAAACCAUCAUCAGCCACACAAUGGAGACCACAGACCAGCAGUCGUUCUGCAAGGAUGAAAAUACCACAAAGGAGGGUCACAGUCAGCACUUCCCAUCUCAGAGCUCCUGCGAAGGCCUGGAGGACUCCUGUGAAACAUGUCUGAGUGACGUUGAGGCGGGGUCUUCAAACCCACAGCAGGACGAUGGAGAGACGGCGGCUCAGCUGCAACCAGGACACCUCAACGGCAAGAGAGACACGCUGAGGCUCUCGCUGAAGGAAACGGUUUACGAGACGAAGGACCGCAGCAGCCGGAGUGAAGAAGUGGUCAUCUUACCCAACAGCAGGCCGGACCUACCAGACGUCUGGAUAAAGCGGGACGGACAGCGGGAGGAUGCAUGUUGAGCAACACGUUGCUGUGGAUUUGCAGUCGUCCAGGACAUCUCAAUGCUAAGUGCUUGAAUUGAAGGCAUCACGACUUAUUCUCUUGUUUCCUGAAGACAUUUCACCGCUCAUCUUCUGUUCAGAUCGAGGGUUAGGACUUCAAAACUUAGAAAAUGCUAUCUGCCUUUCCAUUGACUAUAUAAUUUCGCAUACUUAGAAUAUUUUGAAAAAUUUUGGCGCUAGGAUAAGACGUUUUCUCGGCUGUAUCUAAAUUAGUUACAAUAGAAACACGAGUCACAUGAAAAACGACCGGAUGUUGCCACUGGCGUAAACCACAAAGACGACGACAGGAAGUAGUUGAAGGAUCAUGACUUAUCACAUGAACAGACUUAUUAAUUCAAUUUCUUAUUAAAUGGCGAAAUUCUGCUGUUUUGACAUUAGCAGAUUAUUGAGAAAGUUAUGGAAACGCAACAGGACCAUGAAGGUCUCGAAUCCCUGAUUCACCUGUAUGUCCUACACUGUAAAACAUUUAAAGAAGGUUUAACUUCAAAAAGAAAGUCCACCUGCUGCCUUGAAAAUUGUUUUGGUUUUAACUCAGAAAUUAAUAUUCAUUAAGUUAAUUUAACAAGAGAAAAGUUGUAUAAACAUUUUUAAAGUUUAUUCAUCUUGAAUUGUGAGUUUUAACUUAAUGCUGCAAUUUAUACUAAAUCAUUAUCAUAUACCAAAUAUUUGACUUAAAGAAUAGAAAACAGUAGAUGCAACUAAAUGCAGGUCAUAUGUUUUACAGUGUGUGAGUUGUUUGGGUCGGGUUAUGACUCAGCGGUUCAUCUACAUCUCAAACACUUUUUGGGCAGAAAAGAUUUGUGCUUGGAGAAAGAAAAGGAGGCGGAAAUCAACAAUAAACAGAGACUUCAAGUUUAACCUCUCUGAUAAUCUACCCGUAAUCUGAACAUUCCUGCAGUAAACAGGAGGAAAAAGUCAAUCUGCCUUCUGCUGAAGCACUUAUGAUCACAUAAACAACCUUUUCCGAACACUGUGCAUUUAUUGCUCUAAUUUAUAAAACCUAUUGUAUUUAUAGAGUCACAAAAUCAUGCAAAAAGUCACCAAACAUAAGGAAAUAUGGGUCGACACUGCGUUUGUUUAAUGUCGCUUUAAGGUUGUCUGUCUGUUCCAAUGAAAUGGGUCAAAUCAAAGCAUGACCUUUAACCCCAGCAGAGCAUAACAAACCCUGUUCAGGCACCAGUUGAAAUCAAGACAGUUGCAUGUUUAUCUCUGAAACCUUGAAAAAAGUAUUUUGUACUACUGAACCUAAACGCUCUGAAUAUCUGACAUUUCACUGAUUCACUUUGUAUAAUUUUGUUGUUCUUUAUUAUAUUCAUGCAAAAUCUUGUUCCACAAAUACGCAUUUAAUACUUACCAUUUAUUUUCUUUAACAUUUCAAAGUUUGAGCUUCUGAAAUACAAAUUUCAGCUUCUUUGUAGGAGUGGGUUGGUAUAAAGCAGCAGAAAAGUGCUAAAAUACUGUUUACUUACUGUAUAUUUACUGCUGGACUUUAUUUUCUAAGCUAGCUAUUUCCAACUUGUAAAUAGCUCCGUCUGUGAGCCCCAACCUCGUGUGUUAGCUCGACUUGAUCAAGAAGAAGCCACGAAUAAACUGGAAAAACAACUUAGGAAAACAAUUUCAGUCGCUCUGUUCAGUACAACGUCCAUCAUGGCGCCUCGAAGGAUUUAGUGACGCAAACGGUUACUCAAGGUUUUCGCAGCUAUAUGGAGCACAGGAGUGCAGCGUUGCUCCUCCCCCACUCAUUGCUGCUCACGCUGACUCCAAUAAAUCUCAUAUACAUUUACUUACAAUUAAGAUAAAUUGGGAUAUUUUGGAAGUUUGUCACUCUUAUUAAACUAAUUCUAGCUCAAAAUUACAGUUGGAUCGGUAAUGUCUGCUAACCAGCUGACUGCAGCCUCUACAACAGCAGAUAGCUUUACUCCCGGUAUUACUCCAUAAAACCUGUGCAAUUUUCUGCUCCAAAUAAAAGCAUUUAGAUUAUUUUAUGUUUUAAAAUUAUAGAAUUAAUUUAUUGCUUAUAUUUUUAUGUGAAAUUGCAAUUCUUACUCAAGAUAAACUGGGAUUGAGUGUCCCUUAUGGCCAUAGCCUAACAACUUUUAAAAGCAUAUGUUUUGUACAUUGUGGUGUAAUUAUGCCUUAAUUAUAUGUGCAGCAUGUAAGGUUUUCUGGUGAAAUCCCUAAAGCCAUUUAUUAUUGUUAUUAGAAGUCUAAAACAAUCCAAUGCAAUCAUUCCUGGAACAAUUUACUAUAACAAGUGCUCUUGUCUGAAAGUCGAUGUUUGUUAUCAAGUUGGAUGCUUUAACAUUUGGAAGUGAUUUUUUUUUUGUUCAAUUUAAAUAAAGCUGAUGCAGACAGGUGGUUGGUGUUGAAUUAGAAAACCAGAUUUCUGUUAAAGAAACACUAAGAAACAUCUAAGGUUUUUGAUCAGUCAAAAAUUGGAAAAAAAAACCCAGGAAAUUUGGAUAUACUCAAUGAUUUAAGUACAUUUAAAAGUGAUUAUUUGCUUACAAACAGAUUUCAAAUUAACAAAGAUAUUUAAAUGUUAAAGAAAUCAAAGUAUAUUUGGACUUUUGGUGAGGAAAAUGAGGCUGUAAUUUAAAUUUAUACCAGGGAAUUGUCAAACCUUUUAUUUUUGUUAUUUAAACAAACAUAAAAUAUCUAUUUUUAAUCAAUGCAAAACUUUAUUGGUGUCGGAAAAGUAUUUGUCUUUACUUGUUUGUUUGGGUAGAAAAUGUGUUUUGUGUUCCUCUAAAUGAUAUGAAGUGUAAAAACAGAGGCUUUAAAGUGGCUUUGAUGGUGGUUCAGCAUGAGACCGUGGCAAGACUUUCAUAAAAUGUGCCUCUGAGUUGUUAAAGCUUUUGAUGCCAUAAGUGUGAUUAAGUUCUUAGAAAGUCUUGUUCUAGCAGUCAGCAGAAUAACCUGCCUUAAACUCAAGAAAGAACAGCCCGGUUUUUUAUUUUGUGGUGGAAAAGACCUCAGCUGCACCACCAUCACCUUUUCACUUACCUGAAAUAAAACUUUUCUUUUGAUUCACUUUUGACGUUUUCUGCAGACAUAUUU
Molecule: messenger RNA, 7867 nt
Organism: Poecilia latipinna (sailfin molly)
Lineage: Eukaryota; Metazoa; Chordata; Actinopteri; Cyprinodontiformes; Poeciliidae
Gene: disp2
Product: dispatched RND transporter family member 2
Exons: 10
Coding region: 356-4765 (1469 amino acids)
Biological process (GO): smoothened signaling pathway
Cellular component (GO): membrane
Molecular function (GO): transmembrane transporter activity
Source: RefSeq, a predicted model, not a curated record